GAGUGGAAAUCCAGAUUAUCCUCAGCUUUGGAACAGAAAAACCAGCCAGGAAAAUGUUCUUCAAGUCUUUCAAAGUCCUCUCUCUGCUCUUUGCCUCUCUGGGGUUUGUUUUGAUGGAAGAGAAUGUCUCAGGUGCAAGCCUAAGGAUUCCCAGUGGGAAACCAGUGCAGAGACGUUACUCUGAGGCCACUCUGGCGAGUGACUACAGUCGCACCAUGGACAACAUGCUGAAGAAGAAUUUCGUGGAGUGGCUCCUGGCCAGGAGGGAGAAGAAAAGCCAGGAUAUGGUGGAACACUACAAGAGAGAAGCUGAGCCCCAAGAAGCAGCUGUGGAUGGACAAAAGUUGGACCUGAGUGCUCAAGAUGCCAAAGAUUUCUUAGCUUGGCUGCUGAAAGCCAAGGAAAACCAGAGUUUUGCUUCUCUGGAAGGUUCAGAAGGGCUGAAGGAUGUUUUGAGCCAAGAGUUCCUGACGUGGCUGAUGACGACUGAUCUCUGCAGGAUGAU
This is a messenger RNA of Acanthisitta chloris (rifleman), 505 nucleotides long. RefSeq names its product gastric inhibitory polypeptide (gene GIP). The annotation marks the transcript as partial. Gene Ontology annotation, biological process: response to glucose; regulation of insulin secretion; regulation of fatty acid biosynthetic process. The record is from RefSeq and is a predicted model, not a curated record. Gene Ontology annotation, molecular function: hormone activity; glucagon receptor binding. Lineage: Eukaryota; Metazoa; Chordata; Aves; Passeriformes; Acanthisittidae. Gene Ontology annotation, cellular component: extracellular region. The transcript is spliced from 4 exons.